AUGUCUGAAAGAAAAAAAGUCACCAAAUUAAUAACACCAACAGCAAAAAAAAAUGUCAAAUACAUAGAAAGUUGGAAGGGUUACGAACACCUCAAAGAAAAAUUAAUCAAAGCUUCGAAUGACUAUGUUGAUGCUUCGGAUGUUGUCUACAGGUUAUGUGGUGGUGAAAAAUUAAUACACAAUACAAUAGCUGCUAUGAAUGGAAAUAUUAGUAAUAUCAAACCUGAUGAUGUACAACCAUCGAUAGAUGCAGCUCAAAAAUUGACCGAGCUUUCAAAUUUAUGCGCAAUAUUAAUUCACAAACAUUAUAUUUCACCAACUCUUGUUAACGAUAUUAAAAAUAGUAUAAUUGAAUAA
Molecule: messenger RNA, 357 nt
Organism: Dictyostelium purpureum
Lineage: Eukaryota; Evosea; Eumycetozoa; Dictyosteliales; Dictyosteliaceae
Exons: 1
Coding region: 1-357 (118 amino acids)
Source: RefSeq, a predicted model, not a curated record